Molecule: messenger RNA, 966 nt
Organism: Rotaria sp. Silwood2
Lineage: Eukaryota; Metazoa; Rotifera; Eurotatoria; Philodinida; Philodinidae
Source: the annotation of a GenBank genome assembly
AUGUUUAUUUCUUCUCGAUACUUUUACUUCAUUUCAGCACCACCAUUACGUGCGAGUGCGAUUGAAAUUCAACCGAAUGAAAAAUGGAUAAAGCAUGGUCUCACUAUCGCUGGAGGAAAUGGACAAGGCAGUGGAAUCAAUCAGUUCCAUUGGCCAUGGGGUUUGUAUGUCGAUGAUGAUCAAACUACUUAUGUCGUUGAUCAGGAUAAUCACCGCAUUGUGCAAUGGAAAUGUGAUGGAACGAAUAUCCAAGUUGUUGCCGGUGGAAAUGGAAGUGGAAAUGGAGCUCAUCAGUUAAGUUACCCAUUUGAUGUGAUUAUUGACAAAGAGAGAGAUAGUCUCAUUAUAUCCGAUUAUUCGAAUAAAAGAGUAGUUCGUUGGCCUCGUCGAAAUGGUACUAGUGGAGAAACUAUCAUCUCAAACAUCUGUUGUAUAGGUUUGACAAUGGAUGAGAAUGGAUCUCUCUAUGUCGUUGACAAUGAAAAACAUGAAGUUAGACGAUAUGGAAUUGGUGAUACUGAAGGAACAGUGGUUGCAGGUGGCAAUAGACAAGGAAAUCAUCUUGAUCAACUCUCCAAUCCCCGCUACGUAUUUGUCGAUCAAGAUCAUUCAGUGUACGUAUCCGAGGAGAGAAAUAAUCGUGUAAUGAAAUGGGAAGAAGGUGGAAAACAAGGUAUUGUCGUAGCUGGUGGUCAAGGACAAGGAAAUGGUCUUAACCAACUGAGUCGUCCUUUUGGAGUCGUUGUCGAUCAAUUGGGUACUGUCUAUGUGGCUGAUUACGGAAAUCAUCGAGUCAUGCGUUGGCCAAAAGGUGCCUCACAGGGAAGUGUCAUAGCUGGUGGAAACGGUUCAGGAGCACAGUCGAAUCAACUCAGUUGUCCUAUUGGUUUAUCAUUUGAUCGACAUGGCAAUCUCUAUGUCGUCGAUCAGAACCAACAUCGAGUACAGAAAUUUAAUAUCGAAUGA